Messenger RNA from Ectocarpus siliculosus, 996 nucleotides. The record is from the annotation of a GenBank genome assembly. Lineage: Eukaryota; Phaeophyceae; Ectocarpales; Ectocarpaceae.
AUGAAUGGCAUUGACGAUAUUCCAGGCAACAAACUACACACGGUGAUGAGCGUGCGCGCAGAGGACGAAAGGACCAUGGCUCUGCUGCGAAAGGAGUGCGACCAAUCGAUGGUUACCUCGAUGGAGGCAAAGAUCAAGGAAAAGCAGGCCAUGACGCUCGUUUCGGGGCUACAAGCGGACAUCGAGGCCCUGCAAACCCAGGUUGGGGUCCUUCAGAGCGCUCUCUGGUUAGAGAAGGAGCGAGCUAGCGCGGCUGUCAGAGCUAGCAGGGGCGCGAUCGGCCCGUCCACAAGAGGCGGGGUGUCGAAGGCGGCACUGACGAUGACGGGCUCUGCCUCGACGGCGUCGGCAGCAGCGGCAGAGGCGACGGCGGUCGCAUCCGCGGUGCUGGCGAACAGCUCAAGCCGUGGAGGUGGUGGAGGAUUUGGCCCAUCAGGGAAACGAAGAAACGGCAUCCCCUUGAAGCGGAUAGGGGAACGAGGCGGCCGUCGUCGGCCGGCAACAGCACCAGCCAAAGACACGCAAGCUCUUCGAGGGAAACUCCCUCAUGGCAACGCCGGCGAUCUCUACGGCAGGAACAAGCCCCGGGGGGGAGGGGUGGGAGGCAACUGCAGCAGCCAGCAUCUCGGCGGUGGCCUUGGCUUUCUCGCCAGCGAGCAGGGGGGUGGCGCGGGUAGCCCAGACGGGACGACGGCGACUGACGGGUCGUUCACUGACGCCUGGGCGUCCAACGACUACUUCCACGGCGCCGGCGCCGGCGCCGGCGAAAAGAGCCCACAAGGCUACCAACAGGAGCGGAGUAUAGAACAGUUCGUGCUCGAUCUCGACGGUCGCAGAGGAUAUGCCGGUGGUGGUGGUAGUGGAACCGGUGGCGAGGUAGAAAGCGGUGGUGGGGGCCAAACCACUAUCACCCCGUUCCAGAGAUGGAAAAGAGAGAGAGGAAUUGUCUCGCCGGGAGUUGCCGAGAUGUUUGGGGGGCAAGGGUGUUGUUCCUGA